AUGAGUCUCGUCGCGUACCUGCGCGGAUGGGCGUCGGAGGUGGUUUUCCGGCGUGGCUGCUCGUUGACAGGAAGCGAUAUCUGUCUGGGAGAUGGUCGGGCGUAUUGCCCAGGCGCGGGAGAGAGUGAGUGUCCGGCGUGGGAUGCGUGGGCCAAUCCAGUUGCGGAAGCGAACGAUCCGAGUUCACUCGUUUCGGAAUACGCCGCUUGUGGCGUGUGGCGGCCCCAAACGGUCCUGCCUUUUUCCCGUAUGAGUCUCGUCGCGUACCUGCGCGGAUGGUCUGUCUGCGAGAUGGUUGCGGUUGUUGUUCAGAAGCGGACAGAAGGGAAUAUAAGGGAGAGCGAUGCAGCAUCUUUUAUCUUUGGCGGCGAAUACGACCCCGUGGAGAAACGACAACUUGUACCCGAUACUCGAUGGCGUGUUGUCGGUAUCCUUCAGAGAUCUGUCUACGAGAUUGUUGGGCGUUCUGUUCAGGCCCUGGAGGUGGUUUUCCGGCGUGGCUGCUCGUUGACAGGAAGCGACAGUUCCGCCGCAGGUGGCAGCCAGAGGUCCGACGUCGCUCUUGCACGAAUUGUCGACGUGUUGGGUGUGGCGGCGCCACAUGGUCCGGCCGUUGUAUGGUAUGUGACUCGUCGAGUGCAUGCGCGGAUGGAGAGUGAGUGUCCGGCGUGGGAUGCGUGGGCCAAUCCAGUUGCGGAAGCGAACGAUCCGAGUUCACUCGUUUCGGAAUACGCCGCUUGUGCCGUGUGGCGGCCCUACAUGGUCCGGGCGUUGUAUGGUUGUGGAGAGAGUGAGUGUCAGGCCUGGGAUGCGUGGACCAAUCCAGUUGCGGAAGCGAACGAUCCGAGUUCACUCGUUUCGGAAUACGCCGCUUGUGGCGUGUGGCGGCCCCACACGGUCCUGCCUUUUUCCCGUAUGAGUCUCGUCGCGUACCUGCGCGGAUGGGCAGCGAAGUCUGUCUGGGAGAUGGUCGGGCGUAUUGCCCAGGGGCGGGAGUCUGUCUGCGAGAUUCUUGGGCGCAUUCUUCAGGCAGCGAAGUCUGUCUGCGAGAUUCUUGGGCGUAUUCCUCAGGCAGCGAAGUCUGUCUGGGAGAUGGUCGGGCGUAUUGCCCAGGGGCGGGAGGUGGUUUUCCGGCGUGGCUGCUCGUUGACAGGAAGCGAAAUCUGUCUGGGAGAUGGUCGGGCGUAUUGCCCAGGGGCGGGAAGUGGUUUCCCGGCGUGGCUGCUCGUUGACAGGAAGCGAAAUCUCUCUGCGGGGUUCUUGGGCGUUUUGUUCAGGCCGUGGAGAUGCUCCGCCAGGUCGGACAUCACUCUGGCACGAUCUGCCGACGUGGUGCGUUUGGCGGCGCCACAGGUUGCGGGGUGGGAUGAGGGCUUGGGAGGGAGUGGAUGUCUGUCUGGGAGAUGGUCGACCGUUUUGUUCAGGCGCGGGAGGUUGCGGGUCUGUCUGGGAGAUGGUUGGGCGUUUUCUUCAGGCCAUGGAUUCAGUUUCGUAGCUGGUCGACCGUUUUGCUCAGGCGUGGGAGGUUCUCCCGGAGGUCCGACAUCACUCGGGCACGAUCUGUCGACGUGUAGCGUCUGGUGGCACCACAGCUGUCAGGAGGUUGUAACAGUCUGGGUCUGUCUGCGAGAUCCUUGGGCGUAUUCUUCAGGCGUCGGUGGUGGUCCCCAGAGGUCUGACGGCACUCUGGCACGAAUUGUCGACGUGUUGGGUGUGGCGGCGCCACAUGGUCCGGCCGUUGUAUGGUAUGCGGCUCGUCGAGUGCAUGCGCGGAUGGGCCCUGAUGAGAGUGAGUGUUCGGCCUGGGAUGCGUGGACCAAUCCAGCUGCGGAAGCGAACGAUCCGAGUUCACUCGUUUCGGAAUACGCCGCUUGUGGCGUGUGGCGGCCCCACAUGGCCCUGCCUUUUUCCCGUAUGAGUCUCGUCGCGUACCUGCGCGGAUGGGUGGCGAGGGUGGUCCCCAGAGGUCUGACGGCACUCUGGCACGAAUUGUCGACGUGGUGGGUGUGGCGGCGCCACAUGGUCCGGGCGUUGUAUGGCGUGGGAGGUGCUCCCCGAGGUCCGACAUCACUCGGGCACGAUCUGUCGACGUGUUGCGUUUGGUGGCGCCACAGCUGUCAGGAGGUUGUAACAGUCUGGGAGAGUGAGUGUCCGGCCUGGGAUGCGUGGACCAAUCCAGUUGCGGAAGCGAACGAUCCGAGUUCACUCGUUUCGGAAUACGCCGCUUGUGGCGUGUGGCGGCCCCACAUGGCCCUGCCUUUUUCCCGUAUGAGUCUCGUCGCGUACCUGCGCGGAUGGUCUGUCUGCGAGAUGGUUGCGGUUGUUGUUCAGAGGCGGACAGAAGGGAAUAUAAGGGAGAGCGAUGCAGCAUCUUUUAUCUUUGGCGGCGAAUACGACCCCGUGGAGAAACGACAACUUGUACCCGAUACUCGAUGGCGUGUUGUCGGUAUCCUUCAGAGAUCUGUCUACGAGAUUGUUGGGCGUUCUGUUCAGGCCCUGGAGGUUGUGGGGUGGGAUGAGGGGGUGGGGGUGGUGGAUGGAGGGCCGGGUUCCGCCGCAGGUGGCAGCCAGAGGUCCGACGUCGCUGUUGCACGAAUUGUCGACGUGUUGGGUGUGGCGGCGCCACAUGGUCCGGCCGUUGUAUGUCUGUCUGGGAGAUGGUCGGGCGUAUUGCCCAGGGGCGGGAGCUGUCAGGAGGUUGUAACAGUCUGGGUCCGUCUGCGACAUUGUUGGGUGUAUUCUUCAGGCGUGGGAGGUGACAGCCAGAGGUCCGACGUCGCUGUGGCACGAAUUGUCGACGUGUUGGGUGUGGCGGCGCCACAUGGCCUAGCCGUUGUAUGGUAUGCGACUCGUCGCGUAAAUGCGCGGAUGGAGAGUGAGUGUCCGGCGUGGGAUGCGUGGUCCAAUCCAGUUGCGGAAGCGAACGAUCCGAGUUCACUCGUUUCGGAAUACGGCGCUUGUGGCGUGUGGCGACCCCACAUGGUCCUGCCUUUUUCCCGUAUGAGUCUCGUCGUGUACGUGCGCGGAUGGGCGGCGGAGUCUGUCUGGGAGAUGCUCGGGCGUAUUGCCCAGGCGCGGGAGUCUGUCUGCAACAUUGUUGGGCGUAUUCUUCAGGCGGCGGCGGUUGCGGGCUGGGAUGAGGGGGUGGUUUUCCGGCGUGGCUGCGCGUUGACAGGAAGUGAAAGUGACAGCCAGAGGUCCGACGUCGCUGUGGCACGAAUUGUCGACGUGUUGGGUGUGGCGGCGCCUCAUGGGUCGGCUGGGCAAGACGGGCAAGACGGUGACCGCCAGAGGUCCGACAUCACUCGGGCACGAUCUGUCGACGUGUCGGGUGUGGCGGCGCCACAUGGUCCGGCCGUUGUAUGGCGGCGGAGGUUCUCCCCGAGGUACGACAUCACUCUGGCACGAAUUGUCGACGUGUUGGGUGUGGCGGCGCCACAUGGCCGGGCGGUUGUAUGCUGUCAGGAGGUUGUAACAGUCUGGGGUACGUUGUAA
Toxoplasma gondii ME49 is the source of this 3495-nucleotide messenger RNA. RefSeq lists its product as hypothetical. The record is from RefSeq and is a predicted model, not a curated record. Lineage: Eukaryota; Apicomplexa; Conoidasida; Eucoccidiorida; Sarcocystidae. The transcript is spliced from 59 exons. The coding region runs from base 1 to 3495 and encodes 1164 amino acids.